CAUCCGGGAAUCAAUUUUUAGCAACUCGGUACUUCUGUAUKGCUGUCAUAAUUCUUGUUGAAAAAGAUAAAACAAAAACGCUAGAAGUAUGUUAGUACCGUCUCCAAGCCUCAUCCGCCUAAUAGCUCUACGCGUACGAUCGAAUGCGCUGCCUUCUCUUCAAAGCAACAGUACGAGUACUAGUACCGCCCGAACUAUCAGGUCCUGCUAUCCGGURCAAUCAUCCGCAUUCUCCUCGUGGUUUGGCAAUAAAUCAGAAGGUGCGUCUCCGUUGAUUGAUGUGGUAUUGGACGAAGGUUUUGAUUUCGAACAGGUGGUUUCGUGAACGGGCACGAACGAUAGUAAWAAGUCCCUUACCGAGACUCGGAGUACGAGUACUCGUGAUUAAAAGAAGAAUGAGUUCUGGUUGCAUCACCAAAUAUGACUACAAAAACAUCAAUUUUUCAUACCCGUCACGAUUUUGUUWGAAAGGAUUGACACUUCGAUUCUCUUCAACUUCACGUAUUGUACGACUCACUAAACGAUUCAAUCAUUUCAUUGACGAUGCCRAUUCUGGAUCCAUAGAGAACAGCAACGAUGUCAACAGCUAUCACGAUACCUCCGGUACACGGUCGUCAUCUACGACCGACGCUGUCAUGGUGGAAAAGGUCAAGAUUGCGGCAUGCGGCGACAUCGAUUCCGACGACGAAGACGACGAUGAAAUGGAACAGGAAGAAAUGUUUGUAGAAGCYCAYGUCUCCCCCGCCUUUGAACACGGGGCAACGGAGUGGGGCGGACCCCGAAGGGGAGGUCGUUUCCCGGAACCGACGCGGUUUGGWGACUGGGAACGCAAGGGGCGGUGUUCGGACUUCUGAGGUAAAAGGACGCAUUUACUAAUCAACCGAACGAUAAAAAAGGGAAAUGCAAUAUGUUUGCUGAACUAAAGUAGACGAAUCGAUGACCUAACGUAUGCGUCAACCAUAGGCUAAUCGGAAUGAAAAUACAAUAGAAAAUCAUUUUACGUAAAUUGUAAKUAUCAGGAGGUGUUWCAACUUUUCAAUGCUAGUCAUUGAUUCACCAAGUAACUCGUAGRCUCAUUAUAACCGAUCACUUCYAUCCCGAACACGUAUUCUAGUAAUGCCUACAGUAUUCCCUUUACAGCAAAUCUCCUGGGCAACGAUGUAACGAGAUUAGAAUACAAGUUGCAUGUGCCAAAUGGAGACUUCAGUUCACAGGAACCAAUACUGCAUCAGGAGUCGAGAAUGGAUGUAGGCAGUAGGGAAUUACGGUGGAACAGUUAGAGAAAAAAUAAAGCUCUAUUGAUAUUUUACAGCGUGGGUGUAUAUUUUUUUGGGAUUUCUUGUUUUUCGUUUUUUCUUUGUUUUCGUAGGUCUCUUGGAUUUGCCAUUUUUGCUUUUCGGCGCAGUAAAAUAACAGUAAAAGAAUUUGUCAGUUGCCUGUUGUUUCAAAACAGCACCAGCGUAAAUUCAAGUAGUGGAAUCAAGAAAAUAUCAUGACCUGGGUAGAACGUGAUGGAGCAUGCGACAUCAAAWACUCGUGGUGAAGUAUUUAUUGAUGGCAUAGUGGUAUUCGUGUCUGAAAUGAGUGAAGUAUGAUGUACAACAUGGACGACAUUUGACAUCGCAACCAUCACAUGUAACCCAGCGGUGCUGCUUCGAUUUUAUAUCUAUUGUUUUCCUUGCAUUUCUUUACUAGGAGCAACACUCAAUAUCCUGAUCUUGUUCGUCGCUAGAAACGUCUGGAGUGACAAGUGUUGGGUAAACAGCCAAGAGAGUUUCAUCAGAAAAAGUAACGCGACGGCGCUUGAAGUUUGGUGUCUGGGAUGAAGUCGAGCAGUUCAAUUCUGGGGAAACCAAUCGAAGUGGUUGYUCUGGCGACAUGGGUGGAGAUGACAAACGGACGGGCGCAGUAUGGCGAUUUUCGUCCAUCUCGUCAUCAGAUUGACAAUCUAGUACAGUCUCCAUCGAGUCAAAACUUCGCUUACUAGAAAAGUGACGCUGUACCAUCAGCUCUUCUUUCGCACUCUUUCCAAGAGAAUUGAAACGGGUGUUGUGCUCUACCAUUGCCGUGAGCAUSGGAGUAGGGGGGAGGUUCGCUGCGUACUCAUUCAUAUCGGGAAUUAAUGUUUCUUUCAUCUGUUCUAGACCGAAGGAGAAAGACUUCAGCAUGUACGAGGGAGCUCCGGGUCCACCAAAGCGGACGAUAGCUCCUCGUCUCACCCUCGUGGGUACGACGACAUUGCUAUCGUUUGGCGUCGAGCUGAUACGGACUCCAUUGAUAAAGGUGCCGUGAGCACUGCCACAGUCGACCAAGUAACAAGAACCAUUUGUGUGAUGGAAGACCAUAGCGUGUCUMCGAGAGGAUGUGACGUGCAUGAGUUGUACAUCGGAUUGGGGAGAUCGCCCAACACGAAAUACUGCUCGGGAUGUUAAAUCCACAGGUGCUUGUCGCUCUACCGAAUCGAAAACAGGCUGUGACGAGACAAAGCAAAGGAAUAUGCAUUAGUAUUGGUCUGGUUCUGUAAGACAAUAGGCAUGGAUGAUUCUGAAKUACAGAAGUUGCUCAAUCCAUGCUCACCUCUAGUCUCGAUUCUCCGGUAGCUGGAACGGCCCAUGAAGGAGCCUCGUAUGUGGGUGGCGUUCUUCGUAGGGUUGAUGGAAUUGUUCCAGAGAACAGGCUGUGUUGUGGUUGAGUUGUUAGUUUUUGUGAUUCAAAUGUUUGUUCUAACUGCUGUUGUUUCACAGUACUGAGCUGUGAGCAAAGCUGCUUUGCAACGCAGUUCUCGUCCUUUUCAGAUACAGCAAUGUUUGAUUUCAAAAACAUAUCCUGACGGUCUGACGACGUGAACAUUGGAAGAUGAGGGGCACUCUGAGGGCGUCUCGUUGCUUCCUGUUGCAUCAUGGAGAGCGCUAUCCGAGGUAUCGAGCCGCAGAGACGAACAUUGACCUUCACAUGAGCUUGCGAUAGGUGACUCGGCAGUACAGACGCUGUCAUGGCUAUUUUGUUGUGUGUUUAAUGUGUGUUUGGGUGGGCUGGGCCGUUGGAAGAGUGAGAGAAGAAUAGCAGAGCUAGUUCUCGGAAACUAAGGAAUGGGUGGGAAAGAGAAGGAGCCAAAGAAGGCCGGGUGAAAACCCAAGGCUACUUGUUUAGACUGUUCUCUGUAUUAARUUAUCGUGAUGGAGAGAACAUGAAAGGAUAUWAGUUAGAAGCUAUCAGGGUUGAAGGGGUUGCUUUUGGUGCUGUAAUAAUCGUUGUACGAAAYGAUAGUGUUUUCCUUCGGAGACAAYUUGCAACUCGAUGGGAMAAAGCAGAAGCAGUUUUGAAAGGUGGUGGUGMAGAUGGAAAGGAAGGUGUAUUUGAAGGGAGCUCGCAAUCGCAAAUCAAUGGCUGGCUCGUGCAGCACACAAAAGAGUAGAAGCGUUGAAAACAAAAAAGGCGUGGCUAAUUUUAUCGCACAUGACACGUCCCGUAUGUAAAUUCGGACGCAUCAUGGCAGCUGGCGYGCAUUGCGUACGCAAGUUUGACAUCAGACUGUUUCGAAGAACAACAGAGUCACAACUUUAACCGCCSAAAUAACGGCUCAACGAGCGAAUUGGUAGAGUUCUCGGUCGAAAAAUCAGACCUCUCAAGUUUUGUAUCGAUCGAGAACUGAAUGCAACCACGAAUCAAYACGAGUCGCAAUGCAGCAAAAUUUGGGGCUACGAUGAUCGCUGGAACACUUACCGUUUCAAAAAUACUCGUAAGGUGUUUAUUGCAUAGUAAAGAUGAUGAUGGGAGGGUUGUUCAAUUGAAUCGAUGUACGAAAGUGUUAACGAAGCGCUAUGGUGUGGGGUCGAGGGUUGUUUUACGAGACCUUUCACGAGGAAUCGAUUCACAAAAUUGUGAAACUGGGAAAUUCGGUUCGCUGGGGCCCGUAAUUUUUCGGACAGCUGUUUGCUAAUUUUGGAAAUUUUAACGUGAAAGCACGAAAAAUAAUGUACAACAAAAUUG
This is a messenger RNA of Pseudo-nitzschia multistriata, 3990 nucleotides long. NCBI's taxonomy places the organism in Eukaryota, Bacillariophyta, Bacillariophyceae, Bacillariales, Bacillariaceae. The record is from the annotation of a GenBank genome assembly.